AUGCCGAAAACUACACCCAAACGACCGCGUUGUACUAAUUUUACUCCCGGCGAAGAGAAUACGUUGGUGGCGUUGGCUGUUAAGCACGCGACCGUUUUGGAAUGCAGAAAAUCCGAUCACGAUGUUUGGGGAGCCAAAACCGAGGCAUGGAGUCAAAUCCAAAAACAGUUUAUUGCCUCAACAGGCAAAGUUAGAGACGUACAAAAUCUGAAAGAUAAGUAUGAAAAUUUGAAAAGAAAAACCAAAAAAGUUGAGUCGGACAGAAAGAAAAAUAUCUUCCAAACAGGAGGUGGAGCAAGUACAAGUUGUUCUGUCGAGACCUCAGCUUCGCAUAAUAUGAUGCUUGCAGUUUUAGGGGUGUCAGCUGUAGGGUUACACAAUCCUUUUGACGGAGAUAAACCAGGGAAAUCAUUAAUUAAUCCUGAAGUGAUAGGAAACAUUGAUGAUGGUGAGGAUAAUGUUAUAGUAGUCAACGAUGGUGGUGAAAUGGAGUUGGACAUGAGUAGCAACAUGGAAUAUAUACAAGUGCAUAUGGGAUCGGAUGAUGAAAUGGAUAUGCCAAGUGUUGCAGUACCUGUGGAAGAUUUACCAGUUCAACCUUCGUGGACCAAGUGGAAUCCUGAACUACUAACACAACCAAAAAGGAAGCUAGAGUUAAUUAAUGAACAAAAAAAAUACUUCCAAAAUGAAGAUAGGAGAGCUCAGGAGAAGCAUGAUGCUGAGCAAUUACAAGCUAAAGAAAAGCAAAUGUUGGAGAAAAUUAAAAAUAAACUGGUGAUUGAAAAAUUACAGCUUGAAAUCAAUGACCUUAAAAAAAGAUCUAAAGAUUAA
This is a messenger RNA of Acyrthosiphon pisum (pea aphid), 831 nucleotides long. RefSeq lists its product as uncharacterized. Lineage: Eukaryota; Metazoa; Arthropoda; Insecta; Hemiptera; Aphididae. The transcript is spliced from 6 exons. The coding region runs from base 1 to 831 and encodes 276 amino acids. The record is from RefSeq and is a predicted model, not a curated record.